Messenger RNA from Echinops telfairi (small Madagascar hedgehog), 954 nucleotides. RefSeq names its product olfactory receptor 6Q1. Gene Ontology annotation, cellular component: membrane. The coding region runs from base 1 to 954 and encodes 317 amino acids. The record is from RefSeq and is a predicted model, not a curated record. NCBI's taxonomy places the organism in Eukaryota, Metazoa, Chordata, Mammalia, Afrosoricida, Tenrecidae. Gene Ontology annotation, biological process: G protein-coupled receptor signaling pathway. Gene Ontology annotation, molecular function: G protein-coupled receptor activity; olfactory receptor activity. The transcript has a single exon.
AUGCAGCCACACACUCAAAACACGACUCACGUAACAGAGUUUGUCAUGAUGGGCUUUACUGGGGUCCACGAAGCGCGACUCUUCUUCUUCACACUCUUCCUCAUCAUGUACCUGUUCACGUUGAUGGAAAACUUGGCCAUUAUCUUGGUGGUGUGUUUGGACCACCGGUUACGGAGGCCCAUGUACUUCUUCUUGACACACUUGUCUUGCCUUGAAAUCUGGUACACUUCAGUCACAGUGCCUAAGAUGUUGGCUGGUUUCACUGAAGUGGAUGGGGGUAAGAACAUCUCCUAUGCUGGCUGCCUGUCCCAACUCUUCAUCUUCACCUUCCUUGGGGCAACUGAAUGUUUCCUCCUGGCUGCUAUGGCCUAUGACCGCUACGUGGCCAUUUGUAUGCCUCUCCGCUAUGGGGCCUUAGUGUCAUGGGGCAGCUGCAUCCGCCUGGCAUCUGCUUGUUGGCUGGUGGGCUUUCUCACACCCGUGUUGCCCAUCUACCUCAUGUCCCAGGUGACCUUUUGUGGUCCUAAUGUUGUUGACCACUUCUUCUGCGAUGUCUCUCCCCUGCUAGCCCUGGCUUGCUCGGAUGUCACCCUGAAGGAGACUGUGGACUUUGCGGUCUCUCUGGCUGUGCUCCUGGUCUCCUCCACAGUCAUUGCUGUGUCCUAUGUCAACAUAGUCUGGGUGCUGCUGCACAUGCGCUCAGCUGUGGAGCGCCGGAAGGCCUUCUCUACUUGUGUGGCGCAUCUGACUGUGGUAAGUCUCUUUUAUGGUACUCUUUUCUUCAUGUAUGUCCGCACCAAAGUGGCUUCCUCCGUCAACUUCAACAAAGUGGUUUCUGUCUUCUACUCUAUUGUCACGCCGAUGCUCAACCCUCUCAUCUACAGUCUUCGGAACAAGGAAGUGAAGGGAGCUCUGGGCCAUGCCUUUUCCAUCAAGGUUUGGAAGGGGCACUGA